AUAUGACUGCGAGUUGGUGGUUUAUUCGAGAGGCAGAAGAUGGCGGAUCGAGAGGAGCGUAGAGGUUUGGUGCAGGGAGAAGAUGAUUCAGAGCCUUCCCCUUCAAGUAGCAAAUACGGCAGUAGUUCAGAGAAACAGCUGUCGGCGUGCUGUGACCCCAGCAGACUGCUUCACAGAAUUGUCGUGUUGAUAUUCAUGUGUUUUUUAGGGUUCGGUAGCUACUUCUGCUAUGACAAUCCAGCAGCCCUACAGACUCAGAUAGUGCAGGAUAUGGAUCUGAAUACGUACAUGUUCAUGCAGUUAUAUGCAUGGUAUUCCUGGCCAAAUGUUGUACUUUGCUUCCUUGGAGGGUUCUUGCUGGAUCGUGUUUUUGGUAUACGGUUGGGAACAGUCAUUUUCAGCCUGUUUGUCUGUGUUGGACAGGUAAUAUUCGCUGCUGGUGCUUUUUUUGGUGCCUUUUGGUUGAUGGAACUUGGGAGAUUUGUGUUUGGGAUAGGUGGGGAAUCCCUUGCUGUUGCACAAAACACAUAUGCUGUCAGUUGGUUUAAAGGGAAAGAACUGAACCUGGUGUUCGGUCUGCAGCUUAGUAUGGCCAGACUGGGCAGCACAGUAAACAUGAAUAUCAUGGGGUGGAUCUACUCCAGUGUAAAAGGCUUGGUAGGCUCUCCAGGCCACACAACACUUGGUAUAACCCUGCUGAUUGGUUGUGCAACAUGUAUUUUUUCUUUAAUCUGUGCGUUGGUACUUGGAUACCUAGACAAAAGAGCAGAGAAGAUUCUAAACAAAGAACAGGGAAAGACUGGUGAAGUGAUAAAGCUGACGGACGUGAAGGAUUUCUCAAUAUCCCUCUGGCUGAUAUUCAUUAUCUGUGUUUGCUAUUAUGUGGCAGUUUUUCCAUUCAUUGGACUUGGACAGGUUUUCUUCAUUGAAAAGUUCAGCUUCUCUGCAGAACAAGCCAGAGCAAUUAACAGUGUUGUGUAUAUUAUCUCGGCUCCGGCGUCGCCUGUUCUGGGAUUCAUGGUGGAUAGAAUUGGGAAGAAUAUCAUCUGGGUUAUGUGUGCGGUUAUAACCACUCUUGCAGCCCACAUGAUGUUGGCAUUUACCUUCUGGAACCCUUGGAUUGCAAUGAGCUUACUUGGACUUUCCUACUCCUUGCUUGCCUGUGCGCUCUGGCCAAUGGUGGCUUUUGUAGUUCCAGAACAUCAGCUGGGAACAGCCUAUGGCUUCAUGCAGUCAAUACAAAAUUUGGGUCUUGCACUGAUUUCUAUAGCUUCUGGUUACAUAUUGGACAAUCGUGGUUACUUGUUCCUUGAGGUCUUCUUCAGUGCAUGUGUGUGCUUGGCGUUGAUAGCUGUGGUUAUGCUGUAUUUUGUGGAUCUUCUGAGAGGAGGGGACCUCAAUUUGUCAGCAAAGAAGAGAGGACAACUUCAACAGAUUUCAGAUACAGAAGCUGAGCAAAGGGAACGUCUCCUGCAGCAGAAUAGAGAGGAUCUGGCUCAGCUGAGACCAAUGUCUGCGUUUGGAUUAAGAAAUCGCUACCUUUCUAGACUUGGGGCACAGCUUCCAGACCAUUAUUGCAGCCACCUGUCUUCACUUGCAUUCAGAAGUGUCCUAAAAUAGAAGCCUGGUACAUUGUCUGCUUAUAAUGCCCGGAAUUAUACGACUUGCAUUCAAACCUUCAACACCUUCAAACAAUGUGAUUUCCUUGUUAUGCAUACUGUUGAUCAGGAGUUAGUGCUAAUAUUUUUGUAUUUGUACCUACACUACCAAACCUUAGCAGUGUUGUAAUCAUGCCAGCUGUUUCAGAUGCAUAUAGGAAGCGCCAGAAGAUAUGUACUUUUAUUAUAAAACUGAACUUUAUUGUUGUUAGCAAUAUAACCAGUAUCCAAAGAAACUACUUUUGGAAGAAGUAAUUCAAUUACUGAUUCAGCUGAUAUGACACACACACACACACACACACCUUUUGAUGAAGUGCUAUUAAUUUUUUCUGUAUGAAAUAAAUGGAUAAAGGUUAAAAUUAUUUUAAAACAAAAUACUUUUUUGCCUCAAUUUAACAAUUUGAUGCUCUUUAAGUGUUUGUUGCUGGACAUGAUAAAAAAUAGAUACAUAUAAAGUAAUACAGAAUAAUAUCUUGAAUGCUGUCUUAGGAAACAUGGCCAAUACAUUAGGUCAGGUACAUUGUUUUACUUCAAGCCUGCUGUAUACGUAUGGGUUACACUAAUGCAAUGAGGGCUAUGGUGUAUUUUUGAAGUAAAGCUUUAAAAAGUGUUCACAUCUAGGUUUUUUUUAAGAUUUUUAUUAAGUUAUAUUUUGUACUCUUGGAGAGCAGAUGAGAAUGUAAAGUAUUUGGCUUUUGCACAUAAUGCACAUUUCUAUGCAGCUGGAACUGGAGGAUUCUGAAAAUAGUUGCAACUAUGCGUAAAAUCUGCUUAAGUACCAUUUACCUUGUCAUACCUGGGUAUCUAAUAUAAUUGCAAUGGAAGGUAUGAAUUCAAGUCCAGAAGAAACCUUUACCUUUUUCACACUGCCUAAAUAAUACACAAUACUGGGAUUGUCAUGUAUGUAGGUAGUGUGAAUAGGGUAAUGGUGUGCAUGUGUUUGUUUUUUUGUUUUAUAUUGUCUGUGAUCACAUUAAAUAAAACAUGGUAAUACAAGCUUGUUCUAUGCAUAGUGCUGUGCAUUUAAAGUACAAAAUGGGCUAUGUUCAAAUAAAAAAAUAAGCGUGGUACACAGAAUCAUGUUUCAUUU
Molecule: messenger RNA, 2748 nt
Organism: Acipenser ruthenus (sterlet)
Lineage: Eukaryota; Metazoa; Chordata; Actinopteri; Acipenseriformes; Acipenseridae
Gene: mfsd1
Product: major facilitator superfamily domain containing 1
Exons: 17
Coding region: 40-1620 (526 amino acids)
Biological process (GO): transmembrane transport
Cellular component (GO): lysosome
Molecular function (GO): transmembrane transporter activity
Source: RefSeq, a predicted model, not a curated record